AAGUAAAAGACAAAACGAAAAGAAUAGAUUCUCUCUCUAGAAUUCUCCUCUCUCUCUCUCUCUCUCUCUCGCUUUGUAGCCCACGUUAGUAGUCCUCCUCUUCCAGCAACCCAUAUAACUUUCGGCCAUGGCAUCACUGUUAGAGGUGGUUGUGGUGGUGGCGAUGCCAGUCCUCUUCCUGAUGGGUCUGUCUCUCUCCACCAACAACGGCGGCGGAGUCGAAGCCACAUGGUGCGUGACGAGGAGCGAGGCCAGCGACCAGGCUCUGCAGACGGCGCUGGACUACGCGUGCGGCGCCGGAGCAGACUGCGCGCCGAUUCUGUCGUCAGGGCUGUGUUACCUUCCAAACACGCUUCAGUCCCACGCUUCCUAUGCCUUCAACAGCUACUACCAGCGCAGGGGCAAUGCCCCUGGCAGCUGCGACUUCUCCGGCACCGCCACCGUCGCCGGAACUGACCCCAGUUAUGGAUCUUGUGUUUUCCCAUCUUCACAGAGCACGGCAGGAGGAACAGGAGGGACUCCAACAACAACAAACCCAUCUUUAAUUGCGCCACCUCCACCGGCAACUACGGUGCCGCUCUAUGGCAAUGGAGGACUGACACCCACCAACACAAACAAUUCUAAAGCUAGUAUGGAGUUAUCAAUUACAACAAUCUUGAUUUCCAUCUCUUGCUUUCUUCUUCUCUCAUUCACAUAUCAACAACUCAUGUAGGCCUUUCGAAGUGGAAGGCUAGGUUAGUACAUUUUUGUUAGAAAUUGGAGCCUUCUUUUGUCGCUACCACCACCAUGUAGUAGUUGUUUACAAUGCCCAUUUGAUCUUUAUAGUUUUAUUUUGUCCUUUUGGUGGUAAAAGGGGUUGUUAGAAAAAUUGGGACUCGAUGAUUUGGAGAAGUUCUUUUAGAUUGAGCAAUUGGGUUUAAGUGAAACCCUUCAAACCCCACUGUUGUUAAAUUGUUGUAGAUUUUAUAAAUUCAAUUCAAUGAUCCAAUUCAAUUGUUUGGGUAGGC
Messenger RNA from Camellia sinensis, 1007 nucleotides. Its product is annotated as PLASMODESMATA CALLOSE-BINDING PROTEIN 2. Lineage: Eukaryota; Viridiplantae; Streptophyta; Magnoliopsida; Ericales; Theaceae. The record is from RefSeq and is a predicted model, not a curated record.